This is a messenger RNA of Racocetra persica, 359 nucleotides long. The record is from the annotation of a GenBank genome assembly. Lineage: Eukaryota; Fungi; Glomeromycota; Glomeromycetes; Diversisporales; Gigasporaceae.
UUGCUAAUCAAGCUCAACAUAGUCAAACUAUAGCAUUGGUUCCUCAACCACCCACUGUUCCUCGUUCAGUAACAAAAAGUAACCGAUGUGCAGCAGUUCGGCGUUUCAAAUUUUGUGAAAUUUGGGGUCUUGCACGGCAAGCCACACAGCUCGCUGUUGAGUGCGAUGAUGAUGAGAUGGUUCAUUGGUUAAGAACUUUUAUCAAUAAAAAAAAACGGCAGCUAACACAAACUAGUGCACAAAAUAAUGAAUUUGAGGAGGAUGAAAAGGAAAACUUAACAGUUGCUAAUCCACCUAUUACUAAGCACAAGAGCAGACCUGAAACCAAACGAUAUAAGAGUGCAAUGGAGAAAGCAUGA